Molecule: messenger RNA, 1344 nt
Organism: Racocetra fulgida
Lineage: Eukaryota; Fungi; Glomeromycota; Glomeromycetes; Diversisporales; Gigasporaceae
Source: the annotation of a GenBank genome assembly
CAUGUCCUAUUUGUAAAAGCCGAAAAUGGUUCAAAGACAAACGAAUACUAUGCAUAUCAAAAUCGUACUGAGUAUGCCCAAGUACUUUUGACCGUAGCUCAAUGGGUACUGAGGAGACAAUUAUAUGUUUUAAUACACGAGAUGGGAUUUGAACCACAAAUAGAGGUUCGUUUUCUUCAUUCUUCAAGUAUCAUGGUACAUGUGCCACCGCUUAAAGAUCUUGAUGCGAUGGAUAUUAAUCCUGACGUUUCUGAGGCUUCCUCAUCAGUACCACAAGAAUAUGAUGAUAAUUUGGAAUUCUUGAUCAAUAUUCCACAAGAUUCCGAUUCCGGUGGUAAGAGUGAUGGUCAUCAAAAGAGUAGUGGUAACGAAUUUUCUGACUUAAACAGUUCAGCAAAAAAAAUGACAUAUAAUGCUUUACCAUGUCGAUUAUCAAAUAUGAGUUUAAAAUUCGAUUUUAUCGCAUUCUAUAAAAAGUUUUACGGAAUAACUUUUCCUGAGAUUAAUGCUCCACCUAUACUUUAUCGAUUCAUCAGAGAUUUUAUGCUACCAGAUGAGUUUUUCUUGUACUUUCCUAAUUUUGAAGAUUGGAUAAAAAAAUUGAGCGAAAGACAAGAAAAACUUUUUUCAAAAGAAAUUCCUUUAGAUUUGAGUGAUUUGAAAGAAUGGAUUGAUAGCAAUCCGGAUAAAUAUAUAAAGCAUUGUUCUGAUACAUUGGUUGGAAGAAAACGAUGGCCACAAAAACCUAAAGAUACACAGAACUCUGCACACAUCAAUCGAGAGAAACGAAUUGAAGAAAUGGAGCAAGUAUCUAAGCCAUUUCGCGAGCUUUCGGAAACAGUCGUACCAGUAAUUGAAGAACAAGUGCGCAAAGAAAAAUUAAAAAAUUUUCUAGAUACGACUGAAAAUCAGUUAGGAUCUACUUCACGGGCCCUUACAGUACAGGAGUUUUAUAAGAUGCAAAGGAAGAAAGAACUUGACAAAAAUAUUAUUAAAAAUUUCGAAAAUAGUGUCAAUGAUUUUAUUGAACCGAUUGAAAAGGAAAUUCAAGAUUUGAAUUUUUGUGUUGAAGUUCCGGACAAACAAACAGCUUCAGAAUCUUGUUUAUUUUCUGAAGACCCUUUGAGCAAUUUACGCAACAGAUAUUCGACAUUUCUGUAUAAGAAUAUUGAGAAUAAUAAUAGUGAUCAACCGAAUCUUACAUUUGGAGAAAAAUAUACCGCAUAUCAAAUUUUUCAAAAUCGCUCAGAUUUUCACGAAGAUUAUGAAAGAAUAUUAGUUUUUGCAUCAAAGAUGGUUAAUGCCACAAUGCAUGAUGUGCAACAAGCAGUGAUGAAAGUUGAG